CGCUAGCGAAAGCGACGAUGUGUGGUUGUGUGUGCGAUUGUGUAGGCACGUAAACAAGUUGGUACAGUUUGCCGUACUUUACUGGUGAUUUUAUUAGUAAAAACAGAGUUUCAAAAUGAUCAUGGACAACUCGAAAACAACCAGCAAAACCACCCUGCUCAAGCUAAUGCUGUUGCGCGCAUGGAAGGAGCGUUGGACCGACUGCCAAUGGGGCAUCAACGUGAAAACGAUUCUCACUCGCGGAGUAAGCGGCGAUGUGUACAAUUUGGCCGAUGCAAUCGUUCAACAGGCGGUGGUUGGAUCUGGCGCUAACAUGCUCUUUCUCUCCUACCUGAAACACUCCUUGUGCGCCCACCUCAUUUCGCAUGCGGCCGUGCUGAACCGUAUCGCCAAGUACGACCAGUUCGACAAACAUCACUGUCUGAUCGCUUUGCUCGACUUCCUGAAGUCAAUUAUCGAUGGCGUAACGUGUCGCGGCAAGCAGGAAGAAUCGAUCCUUACCAAAGCGACCGUUGCGCUCGUCCACUGGUUGCUGCAGAUCUACGAAUGCAUCCUUAAAACGUACGCCGACAGCCGGGCACUGCAGACGGAGGAAGAGGAUGUCGUUCAACGCGUUGCCAUAGUGCUGGAACGGAUCGUGGAAAACCCUUUCCUGCUCGGGGUGCUUUCCAUCGGGAAGUGUGAAGAUCCGGACCUGUUCCUUACGCUACAGAAAAGGUUCAACGGCAUUAACAAUCUUACCAUUACGACCGGUUACGUGGCGCACGUCGGGAGCAGCCCGAAAAAUGUAACCGUUACGGAUUACAUGCGCAAGCUGGUCCUGCUCGAGGUGGACAUUCUGGAGAUGAAACAGUUUGACGGAGGGAAGGUGGAACCGAUUACGUUCAGCUUGCAACCGUUCAUUGCCAUCGAGGUGCUGCUAAAUCCCAUGACUGACACGAAUCAGUACGUUGCUCAGCUGAUUACGCUGAAGCGGUUGAAGGGCUACUCGUAUGCACGCUUGUACUGCGAGAUUAUGCGCGGUUGUCUCAUCUCGUUGAACAAUGUCGAGGGCACGUCGAAGGAAUCGCUGCUGUGUGCGUUCGCGUUCAUCAAGGUGCCGCACAUCCUCCACCAAAUACACACCAAAACGAACGGCAAAGAGCAGCAGGAUGAGGCGACCAGCGCGAACUACAGCGUCGAUCUGGUGGAAGCGUUCGAAUUGCUGCUGCAAGAUGCACCGGUGCUGGAUUACAUGGACAUGAAGUGUUCCUGCAACAUUGUCGAGUGUCUGCUGAAGGAGAUGGUUAAGCAUCACCUGCUGACCGAAACGCACGUGAAACAUUUCGUCGCCCUGCGGGACCCGGUAACGGUUGGGCUGCAUAAGCUCGAGGCGAACAAUGCGCACCUUACGCUGAUGCUGAAGUUCGUGUUUCGCGUCGAGUCGCCGUUGGUUGGCAUACUGAAGGCGCUCAGUGCGGAUUACAGCAAGGUACAGGAUGCGCUGCUCGCGAUGCUGUGCCAGGUACUGACCGGGAACAGUCUCGAUUUGAUCGUUUCCGUCGCGUCGGUUGAGGGAAAGUUUAAAACCUUCAUUGCCGGCCUGUUGAAGUGUAACGAUUACGCGAAGCAGGCGACGAGCGUCGAGAUCGGCAAGGCAAGCACCACCCGCGGCGCACUGUUCGACGUAACGUUCAUGAUACUGGCCUGCAUCGCGCAGAGCUACGGAUCGGACGUCAUCCUAGCCGAGGGAGGCAACAGUUUCUUCGAGAAGUGGGUGCGCGAUUACAUGGUCGAGCGGAAGAAAAGCAAAUCGCCCAUGACGAUGGUAAAGCAGGCCGAUCCAAUGGUACUGGAGGAGCUGAUCAUGGCCCUCAACAGCUCGAACGACGGUGGCGGUGGUCUGAAAGGUUCUAACCUGCGCUGGGAAGACAUUUGCUACACCAUCCCGGCGCUCCUCCACCAGGUGCUGAUGGCGUGGGAAAAUGAAAAAAUUUCCCCGGUCGAAAUAAAGAAAAUGCUCGACGGGUUGAAGGCACACUUCUGCUCGUUUGCGGUCUGCGCAUCGUCGUGGCUGUGCGCCUACAUACAGAUGGUCCGGCAGGACGAGCAAGUGAAGCCGAUGAACAUGGUGCAGCAGCUGUGCAGCGUCCUCGCCGGACCGCAGGCAGAGGAAUGGCAGCAGCAAGACUACUGCAAGGAGCGCUUCGGCUUGAUGGGACAGAUCAUCCGGCGCAUGCAGCAAGAGUUUCAACGGACGCCACAAAUCAAUCCAAAGCUGCGGGCCCUCUUCCCAAGCCAACACAUGGUUUCGCACCUACCGCUCGAGGAGCAGUUCGAGGAAGCGUGGAAGGCGAUCGUCGAACGGGGUUGGUUACCGAUCGAGACAACGUUCCUGCUCGACACGCUACUGCAAUCGUGCGGCCCGUCCUGGUUGGUGGAAAAGCUGAUCGCAAAGCUCUUCCUGUGCAAGUACAUUCGCGAUCUAAACAAAACGAUGGACAUCGUAUUCGCGAUCAUGCAUCUGGACAUUGAGCGCUGCACGAUCGCACUCCUGUCGCAGCUCGUGCCGAUGAUGUUGCAAAACAAGCAGCAAACUCCCGAGAUUGUAGACCCACAGUCACGCGUGCUAGCAAAACUCUGCGUCUACUGCAUCAUCGUCACGAUGGAAGCAUCGAUCACGGCGUCCAAAAAGCGAACCCGCGCCACCGUCGGUUCCGAGCUGGAAGAUAUCGAUUCGCUGUGCACCAGCGCCAAGCUGCGGAAGAUCGAUCUGGACGGUAUGGGCGUAGGGUGUGAAGCGACCGGGGGCAAUGAUUUCGCGCUCGAAAGUGCCCUUGAUUCGGUUGCCAGCUGGGACGGUGCGUCGGUGCCUAGUUUGAAGGAACCGUUGCAAGGUUGCCUGCAGACGCUAUUCCGCACCUUUACGCAGUACAUCACGACGGACGAACUGUCGCCGAAGGUGUACUUUAUCUUCCAGUUCCUGUCGCUGCUGGUCGAGAGUGGUCGGGAUCGGAUUGCCUGCGUGCUGAAGCUGUUGCCGAACGGGUUGGUGCAGAAUUUGCUGAAAAUCAACGCUACGGAUGAAAUGACCGUCGGAUUAAUCUUAAGACUGUACGACCUCAACACGCCGACUGGCCGCCAGUGUGCCAUGUCCGACGUAUGCCUGUUGCGGAACAUUCAGAUGCGAAAGGAGAGUAUCAAGCUGUAACUUCUCAUCGUACCGUACGCUGCUAGCUAGUAAUUUUGACCCUUGUUUGUACUGUAAGCGAAUAAUAAAUGAAGAAUCCAGGCCAGGAACCGUCAAGAGCAUCGCUCAA
Messenger RNA from Anopheles stephensi (Asian malaria mosquito), 3299 nucleotides. It is a transcript of the gene MED24, whose product is annotated as mediator of RNA polymerase II transcription subunit 24. NCBI's taxonomy places the organism in Eukaryota, Metazoa, Arthropoda, Insecta, Diptera, Culicidae. Gene Ontology annotation, cellular component: mediator complex. The transcript has 5 exons. The record is from RefSeq and is a predicted model, not a curated record. Bases 116 to 3190 code for a protein of 1024 amino acids. Gene Ontology annotation, molecular function: transcription coregulator activity.